AUGAGUCUGAGGAAGCAAACACCGAGUGAUUUUUUGAAGCAGAUCAUCGGCAGACCUGUGGUUGUCAAACUGAACUCUGGAGUGGAUUACAGAGGAGUUCUGGCCUGUCUUGAUGGCUACAUGAACAUCGCCAUAGAGCAGACGGAGGAGUAUGUGAAUGGCCAGCUCAAGAAUAAAUAUGGAGAUGCUUUUCUGAGAGGAAACAAUGUUCUCUACAUCAGCACCCAGAAGAGGAAAGUUUAG
This is a messenger RNA of Knipowitschia caucasica, 243 nucleotides long. Lineage: Eukaryota; Metazoa; Chordata; Actinopteri; Gobiiformes; Gobiidae. The record is from the annotation of a GenBank genome assembly.